Molecule: messenger RNA, 672 nt
Organism: Acanthosepion pharaonis
Lineage: Eukaryota; Metazoa; Mollusca; Cephalopoda; Sepiida; Sepiidae
Source: the annotation of a GenBank genome assembly
AUGCGCCAACGAAGAGAUAACGAACUUAUUCUGUUCAUUUCUAUCUAUCUACCUCAGUCUGAAUCUAUCUAUCUAUCUAUCUAUCUAUCUAUCUAUCUGUUUGUCUGUCUGUCGUCUAUUCAUUAUCUAUCUAUCUAUCUAUCUAUCUAUCUAUCUAUCGCAUCUCUUCAUAUCUAUCUCUCUAUCUAUCUAUCUCAUACUGAUUCUAUCUAUCUAUCUAUCUAUCUAUCUAUCUAUCUAUCUUCUAUUCAUUAUCUAUCUAUCUAUCUAUUUUUCGCAUCUCUUCAUAUCUAUCUAUCUAUCUAUCUCAUACUGAUUCUAUCUAUCUAUCUAUCUAUCUAUCUAUCUAUCUAUCUGUUUGUCUUCUAUUCAUUUAUCUAUCUAUCUAUCUAUCUAUCGCAUCUCUUCAUAUCUAUCUCUCUAUCUAUCUAUCUCAUACUGAUUCUAUCUAUCUAUCUAUCUAUCUAUCUAUCUAUCUAUCAAUCUAUCUAUUCAAAUGAUCAAGACACGAUUGAGUUUGUUCAUAUCUAUGUAUCUACUUAUGCUCUAUCUAUCUAUCUAUCUAUCUAUCUAUCUAUCUAUCUCAUACUGAUUCUAUCUAUCUAUCUAUCUAUCUAUCUAUCUAUCUAUCUACUGCCUCGAGUCAUUCUACAUCCGGUGUCUUUUCUUUGA